This is a messenger RNA of Penicillium diatomitis, 219 nucleotides long. RefSeq lists its product as uncharacterized. The transcript has 2 exons. Lineage: Eukaryota; Fungi; Ascomycota; Eurotiomycetes; Eurotiales; Aspergillaceae. Bases 1 to 219 code for a protein of 72 amino acids. The record is from RefSeq and is a predicted model, not a curated record.
AUGUGGGAUGGCCGGGAGAACGGGAACAUCGGUGCAUGUCGUCCGGACCGGGUGGACGGUUGGCUGGGCACCGCGGUCGAGGAUGUAUACUACUACUACUACUACUACUACUACUACUACUACUACUACUACUACGAACCAUCACCAUCACCACCACUAUCACUACCACCAUCACCACCACCAUCACUACUACUAUCACUAAAGACUGAACAAAUUUAG